AUUUUUCGUUAUCCCCUUGUUCAGAGGGAGGAGGAGCUCAAUCAAAGAGCGCAAAACAAUGGCAGCAUCAACCCUGACUUUCAGUGGCUUUUCAACCCUACAAACUUUCCCCAAAAUUGCAGCAGUUGAAAGUGCAAAACGCAUGAACUUUUCCAUUCGGUCGCAGAGCGCGUCGAAUUCUAAAAAUGAAAGCCGUGGAGGAAGGCGAAUAUGGAGGCGAAGAAAAUUGACGAAAAAGGAUGAAACAUUAGACGCCAAAAUGGAAAGGAUUCCUUUCCUUGAGGAGCAGGUGAGGAAGAUAAGGGAUGGGGGUAAGCUAUUGACAAUGGACAUUCAUAGACUAUUACUGAAUGAGGACAACCGGUUUGAUUUUGUCAAUGAGAUUGCUGCAGAGGCCAAACAGUAUGUUGAGAACAACCGAGAUGAAUAUGGUGCAAAGAAGGCUAUCCUUCAUGUGCUUAGUAAUCGUAUGAAUGAUGCUGGAGUUUAUCGAGCAGAGGCAUACAUGGAAUCCGACCCCUUCAAGCCAGGCCCUGGAUAUUUGAAAGACGAACUACUGUAGAUCAUUAGUUAGCUAUACUUUCUGUAUUCAUAUAGCGCAUCUCUAGUUGGCAGCCAUUAUAUACAUUUUCAUCUGGGGUAUAAUGUCAAAUGAGGAGAGGUGAAAUACAAUCCUAGCAGCUAAAAAAAACUCUUUUAAAUGGUAGAACACAAUCUAUUUCUGUAUUUAAUUAGUGUUUAAUUGUUCGUGGCAAAAGGUAGUACAGAAAUGCACCAGCAAGGCUUAUUUUACAUC
This is a messenger RNA of Nicotiana attenuata, 796 nucleotides long. Its product is annotated as protein PLASTID TRANSCRIPTIONALLY ACTIVE 7. The transcript has 4 exons. The coding region runs from base 59 to 562 and encodes 167 amino acids. Lineage: Eukaryota; Viridiplantae; Streptophyta; Magnoliopsida; Solanales; Solanaceae. Gene Ontology annotation, biological process: plastid transcription. The record is from RefSeq and is a predicted model, not a curated record. Gene Ontology annotation, cellular component: plastid-encoded plastid RNA polymerase complex.